AUGGAUACAGAUCUUGGCCCCACCUACCUUGGAUCAGACCCAGAUUCUCACACUAGCUGCUACGUCGCUUAUCGAGUUUCCGGUUGUUGCACAGCCUUGAUGGGGGAUGAAGACCUUCCCAGGGAGCCUAGGAGAGUGCUGAUCCACCGGGGUUACGGCCUGGGUUUUAACAUCGUGGGAGGAGAGGAUGGAGAGGGGAUCUUUAUCUCCUUCAUCCUGGGGGGGCCUGCCGACCUCAGCGGAGAGCUGCGCAAGGACCAGAUCCUCAGCGUAAAUGGAGUGGAUCUGCGUAUCGCCACCCAUGAGCAGGCUGCUGCAGCCCUGAAGAACGCUGGCCAGACUGUCACCAUCAUUGCCCAGUACAGACCAGAGGAAUACAGCCGUUUCGAAGCGAAGAUCCACGACCUGAGGGAACAGCUGAUGAACAGCAGCAUGGUACUCGUUAAUACUGCAUUAUAUACUAUAUACAACCCCAAGAGAGGCUUCUACAUCAGGGCCCUGUUUGACUAUGAUAAGACAGCAGACUGUGGUUUCCUGAGCCAGGUGGGCUUCAGGUUUGGUGACGUGCUCCAUGUCCUGGACUGUGGUGAUGAGGAGUGGUGGCAGGCCAGACGGGUCAGCCCGCCGACAGAAGCUGAGGAGGUCGGCUUUAUUCCCAGCAAACGCAGGGUAGAAAGGAAAGAGUGGUCUCGCAUGGGCACCAAAGAAAGGGAUCGCAGUCGAGACAGCCUCGGGUCUCAAGGGAGGGAUGAUUCUCAACACAGCUAUGAAACAGUCACACAAGUGGAGGUCCAUUAUGCCAGGCCCAUCAUAAUAUUGGGUCCCAUAAAGGACAGGGUAAAUGAUGACCUGCUGUCGGAGUUCCCUGACAAGUUUGGAUCUUGUGUCCCUCACACCACACGGCCCAAGCGUGAGUACGAGGUGGACGGGCGGGACUACCACUUUGUGUCGUCACGGGAACAAAUGGAGAAGGACAUCCAGAGCCACCGUUUCAUCGAGGCGGGCCAGUACAACAGCCACCUGUACGGCACCAGCGUUCAGAGCGUSCGCCAGGUGGCAGAGCAGCAAGGAAAACACUGUAUACUGGACGUGUCGGCCAAUGCUGUCCGCAGACUACAGGCCGCUCAGCUUCACCCCGUCGCCAUCUUUGUCCGGCCCAAGUCACUGGAGAAUGUCCUAGAGAUCAACACUCGACUGACAGAAGAGCAGGCCAGAAAGGGCAUGGACCGCGCUCUCAAACUGGAACAGGACUUUCUAGAGUGUUUCUCAGCUGUGGUGGAAGGCGACAGCUUCGAGGAGGUUUACCACAAGGUGAAGACGGUGAUCGAGGAGCAGUCGGGGCCUUACAUCUGGAUCCCUACCCGGGAGAGGCUGUGAGGCUGCCCCAUAACCCCAACCACCCUCAGACAGUCUGCCCUCCAGCCCAACCAGGGCAGAGAGACAGAGAGAGAAGGACACCGAGACAGACAGACAGAGGGACACGUGAAGAUAGAGACAGGAGGGGAAACAUAAUCACACACAGAGAGAGAGACACAGAAUAACACUAAAAGAGACACAUGAAUAGAAACACAGAGAGAUAGACAUGGACGGUAUUUAAUAAAUAUGAAUAUAUUAUCAAUGUGUGGUGAGUACUGAGAAAGACUGGACAGGGGUGACCCAGUUGGGUGUGGCAGGGCAGGGCAGGGGGCGUCCCUGGGAUUAGCACAGGGUAAAUGAUCCACCAUCUCUCCCUCUCCUUCUCUCUGUCUCAUUGGCUGCCUUUGACAUCCCCGCCGACAAGGUGGCAAAACCAUCAGCAUCCAUCUGAUCCUUCCUUUUUUAUAUCCCUUAGCCUUCUCUCCUCCUCCUUCUCUCCUCCUCCUAUCUCCCCUCUCUCCUUUCAGGACAUGAAAAGGAGGGAGAGCGAGAGAGAGAGAGAAGGAGAGUGAAUAGACUAUGGAAGGACACACAGAUCCUAGUGGGUUCCUCUAAUCCAGAGGAGGCUCUUUUCUAGUGAAGAGGCUUUGCUCUAUGAACAACAUCCCACUAACCAAGACUGGCAUUUGCUCAAUCACCCACGAAAAGCAUUGCAAGGACAUUUUUUAAAAGCAGCACAAAUUAAAACUCAAAAGUUGAACUUGUGCAUGCGUCCUCAGAGGACUCAGAGAUGGGAGUUGAGGAAAAUGAUGGAUAUUAAGAAGAACCAAUAGAGAAGAAGAAGAAUGGCCACCCGUCUUUCUGUUUUCCCCUACAUUUUGAUGUGGGAGGUUUUUAGCAUGUCUCAACAGAGAGAGGAGCAGAGCGGUGCAGACAGGGAAAGAGGGGGGUGUCUUUCUUGUGUGCAAACUCACUGUGUGCAUUGACAAUGGAAGACCUCACAGUAUAACCACUGGGUCUCUUCUGUACCGCACACACAGUCAGCUGUACAGUAGUUCUAAUCCACCUGGCUGUUCUCCAAAAGCACUGGUUGUUCUGCUUGUUUGCAACAGACAGGCAGAUCCCAGGCUGAAUGUUCUCUUAAUGCACAACAGCAGAAUUCUUAUGUUCAGCUCCUUAGUGUGAAGAGCCCUGCAGCCAAUUCUCUGUUCACUCUUCCAAAAAGACCCCUCAACAACCCACACACAGUGUUCUCACUGGCCGCUCUGAGCAGUGGUGUGUGUGUGUGUGUGUGUGUGUGUGUGUGUGUGUGUGUGUGUGUGUGUGUGU
Salvelinus sp. IW2-2015 is the source of this 2685-nucleotide messenger RNA. NCBI's taxonomy places the organism in Eukaryota, Metazoa, Chordata, Actinopteri, Salmoniformes, Salmonidae. The record is from RefSeq and is a predicted model, not a curated record.